CCGCGCCCCGAGUUCCAGGGCCCUCUCAGUGGGUCGGGUUGAUGGAGGAUGGCUCUGGACCAGGGCAGGAGCCUGCCCGAGGUGCUGGCACGAGUUGGGGCCUCGCAUGGCAUCACCGACCUGGCCCGCAAGCUUCACUUCUAUGACCAAUGGGCCCCAGACUAUGACCAGGAUGUGGCCGCCCUGCAGUACCGUGCUCCCCACCUCGCAGUGGACUGCCUCACCCAAGCCCUUCCAGGCCCGCCCCACGCUGCCUUGAUCCUGGACGUGGCCUGUGGUACUGGCCUAGUGGCUGCAGAGCUGCAGGCUCGGGGCUUCCUCCGGCUGCAUGGGGUGGAUGGGAGCCCAGGGAUGCUGGAACAGGCCCGGGCCCGUGGCCUCUACCGGUGCCUCAGCCUCUGCACCCUGGGCCAGGAGCCUCUGCCCAGCUCUGAAGGGACCUUCGAUGCAGUGCUAAUGGUGGGCGCCCUGAGUGAUGGCCAGGUGCCCUGUAGUGCGAUACCUGAGCUCCUGCGAGUUACCAAGCCAGGUGGGCUGGUGUGUCUGACCACCAGGACCAACCCAUCCAAUCUGCGAUACAAAGAGGCGCUGGAGGCCACCCUUAACAGGCUGGAGCAGGCCGGGGCCUGGGAACGCCUGGUGGCACGGCCGUGGACCGGUGGGAACUGGCCACCUCCGCGCUUGAGGUGGGGCCUGGUGCCUCUGACAGCGACGGCUUCAUCUCUGGCAUCAUCUACCUGUACCGAAAGCAGGAGGCAGCCCAGGCUGAGGGAGUGAGGCCCAGUGCCUAGCCCGCAGCUGACCUCCGACCCUCCACGAGGCCUCAGCCAGGACCGUCCUUGGGCCUCCG
Hippopotamus amphibius kiboko is the source of this 850-nucleotide messenger RNA. RefSeq names its product methyltransferase like 27 (gene METTL27). The record is from RefSeq and is a predicted model, not a curated record. Lineage: Eukaryota; Metazoa; Chordata; Mammalia; Artiodactyla; Hippopotamidae.